GGGGAGGUAGUGAAGCCGGAUGAAGGCAAGAUGAGCAGCCUUCUCCCCAGCAGAGGCGUGUGUAUCAGCACUUGACGCGAGGUGAGGCCGGCCAUGGAUGACGAGGCGUCCCGUAAGCCAAAGAAGACCAGGAGAGGAGGCAAGUCAAAGAGGAAAAAGGACGACGGAACACCAGCACCCACAGAUCCACCGCCAGCGCCACCACCGCCCGAAGACGAGGCAACAGAUGCCGUCCAACCGCCCUCAUCUUCGUCGGCAGAUCUGCCUGGGCCUGCGCCGGCUGCAGCAGCAGAAGCUGCAACUGCAGCAGCUGCAACUGUAGGGGGUGGAGCGGUGCUGCAGGCUGAGGAAGCGCCUGGUCACGGUCAUGCGGAUGUGGCAGUGACCGGCGAGGACACUGGGGAUGUGGUCGAGUGCGCGUGGAAGGACAUCACCCAAGUGGUCAGGCAGGCGCCCAAAGGUCAGUCCGUCAGUGAGCCACCCACUCAGUCAGUCAGUCAGUCAGUCAGUCAAAUUGACGGGGCGGGGGAGUGCUCACUCUCACUCCCUCUGCAUGGACUGGCUGUGCCUGUGUGUGCUGAUUGCAUAUACGCCAUCCACCGAUGCAUCUGUCCAUCCAUAUGUCCAUCAGAGAUGCCGCUAGGCCACUACGUGGCGAGCAACCGUUUCUCGCUGGAGCACGGCCUCAACUGCAUCGAGAUGAUGGACCCCAAGAUGGACAGCGGCAUCCACCCGCAGCGCAGGCUCACUGUCGACAAGUGCCGGCGCAAGAGGCUCGUCCCCACGACCCUCUCCGGCCGCAUGCUGCAGAAGAUCACCAACCAGCUGCUGGUCGUCUGGGAGCUCGUCCUGCAGGGCUACGCCCCCUCCUACACCCUCAUGACCUUCCUCUUCUACCACGACACCACCCUCCUCCGACCAUUCCCACUCCUCCAGGCCUUCAGCAAGGGCGUCUUGAUCGCCUGCAGCGCAGCACUGAGGCUCACUUGCAAGUCAGACGUCAUGGACGACGAGGAGGCCUUCGCCAGCCUGGAGCACUUCUCGCCCCAGCCCCCACCCACCCCGCCGGUCGCAGAGACCCUGCGGGAGCUGGAGAGCGCCCGGGGGCAGCUGAGCGACGCGCAGAAGCGGCUCGAGGCCGAGGGCAAGGUCGGUGAGCUCGACUACAUGAUGGGCGAGAACGACAACCGCACCCUCGACACGUCCGACCUGCCGGGCGGCGAGACGGAGGCCCUGGAGACGGCCAGGGAGGCCAAGUCGCUCCUGGCGCGCUUCACCUUUCUGCUGCACUACCUGAGGGGGCUGGAGGCCUUCGAGAAGCUUGCGAGCUCCGCCCCGAGCACAUCCGCAGCCACAUCCAGCCCCACCGCCCCGCCCUCGUCAGUGGUCAAGCAGCUGGAUCAGGUGUGUGUGAGCAUGCGCAAGGCCAAGGAGGCCUUUCACGAUGGCUACAAGGUCAUGUACUCGGCCCCCCCGCCGUCGCCCAUCUUCGACAUGGAGCUCAUCCGACACGAGAUGACGCUGGGGGCGCCCCGGUACCCCCCGCCGAUGGAUGUCCUCGAGGCCGUCAAGAGCUUUCAGCUGCACCUGGCCGACAUCCUGUUCGCCCUCGAGUCGGCACCAAGGGCCUACAGGCAGUCGUAUGCCGACCUCUUCGCCUACCAGCGGGAGCUCCUCUCACGCCCCUCGAGCGACUCGGAGGCCCUCCCCCGGGUCAUGUCCAAGCUCCUCAUCGAGACCCUCCUCGACUCGGCCACACGUGAGGAGCGGUCGGCGGGCGAGCCGAGCGGCGGGUGGUCCACCCCCUCCACACACACAUCCACGACGCCUUCAUCGUCGUCUCAGCGGAUGGCCAACGGGACGGACAAGGGCAGCGGGUCGCUUCCCAACCUCCCCAGCACACGGGGGCUGAUUGUCAAGCUCCUCGUCGACGCAAUGGUGCCCAGCGAGGCUCUCGUCGAGCCGGAGGAUGACGGCGACCACCAUCAGCAGCAGCAGCAGCAGGAGACCGAGGGCGCCUCCACGCCAGCCAGCGGCAACGGCAGCGUUGUGAGCGGGCCGAGGGACAGGAGGGGCAAUGGCAAGAAGAAGAAGGGCAGCCAGCUGCCGUCGCUGUCGCCAGCGUCCAAGAAGGCUGACAAGGGCGGCGGCAAGAAGGCCGGGAGCGGCAAUGCGGCUGGGGGGGCGGACGAGCUGGAGCUGGAGAUGAGCGAAAACGACCAGACGAUGCAGAGGUGUCGGCACGUGUGCAAGCGGUUCAUCGACGCCGCGGCACUGCUCCUCAGGUCACUCAUCAAGGUACGGACGUACGUACGGGUUGAGCAGAUGGAUGGAAUAUAUAGAUGGCUGCAGUCACUGCAGUCAGGCCGGCCAGUGUAGUGUAUUGAUUGCGUGUGUCGUGUCUUAUUCUAUGCACGUAUCGCAUGCAUCAGUUGGCCCACCAGCACAAGAGUCGGAUCUACCGGAAGUUCACGCACAUCUUCGCUGAGGUGGAGACGCUGCUGCCCCUCGCAGAGCAGGUCGACAAACAACUCGCGGACACAUUCGGCGGAAACCUCGCCAUCAGGUGGGGAAAACGACUUCCCCCCCCUCGCCACCCAACCCACCGUAGCGCGCGCUCACGUGUGUGUGUGUGUGUGUGUGUGAUGAUGAUGAUGUGUGCAGGGGUCCGUGUGUGCGAUGGCUGCAGGAGUUGUCCCUUCAGUUCCUGGGCGAGCGGCUGGCGCUGGGCUUCGAGCUGCAGCUCUACGACGACGAGGAGAACUGGAUGAUCUACUGGUACGCACGAUCCAACAAUAACGACCCUCUCCGUCUCUUUGUCUGUCCAUCGACACGUCCCCCUGUCUGUCUGUGUGUGCGUCGUGUGGUGCCCCAGGGUCCUGUCACGUGUGCACGAGUGCCGUGCAGCGAUCCUCAGCGAGCGACAGGUGGGUAGGUACCUAAGCCACAAAAACACACACAGCCACACCAUGCAGUGCAGGCAAUCAAGUCCCUGUCUGCCUGUGUGUUUGUUAAUCAGCUGGCGUCUGAGGAGCCCCAGGGGUCGAGCACCAUCGGCGGUGCCAACAGGCGGAAGGGCGGCGGCAGACUCGCCCUGGCGGGUCGGGCGGGGGAGGCACGUGACCGCCGAGGAGGUCCGAGUGAGCGGCCAGAGCCGCCCGCCGUGGCACCUGGUGUGGAGAAGACGCGCAAGCCAGCGCCGCGCCACCCGUCGUCGCAGCUCCUGUAUGUCCGCGUGCAGCAGCUCGUUUCCGAGGGGCUCUGGAGGUGCGCAGGCAGACAGAUUGGGGCAUCGAUGGAUGGAUGGAUGGAUGUGGGUCAUGUCAUGCGUCUUGUGUGUGUGUCAGGUUGUUGUGUCACACCAAUUUCGAGGCAUCUCAUCGGAAUCAGCUCAACCGCGAGUACUUCCUCGAGGUCGAAAGAAAGUGGUUCGUCAGGUCAGCCAGCAAGAAACAGACAGACAGACAGGCAGACAGACAGAUGGACGGAUGGAUGGAUGGAUUGCCAUCAUACUGAACGCCUCGUGGUGUGUGUGGUUGGGUGGUGGUUGCAGGCUUGCGAAUGCGUUGCAGCACGUGGAAAUGGGCAAGAUAUGUUCGUCUCUCGGCCUGGAGCACUCCUUCUCCUUUAGGGAGUUCCACGACCAAAGCGUCCGCAGCGUCUGGCACGUGAGACACACACACACGCACCUACACGCUAUGUUCUCUCUGUGUCCCCCCCUGCUGUGCACAUCUCGGGGUGCUGUGUUGGUGUCUGUGUCUGUAUCCUCCUUAGCAUGAAAAGACGCUGCAGCGUGCGUGCGAGGCGCUGACUGAGGGUCAACAGCUCAACGACAAGCUGCUGAAGAGGAAGAAGGACGGCACCGAAGUGCUGCACCCCGAGAUACAGGUGGGUGGGGGAGCUACAGACUGCACUGCACUGCACCUGAGGCCCGUCAUUGGGGGGAGGGGAGUGUAUGGCUGUGGGUGUGGGUCGAUACGUAGGCUGAUUUGCUGGAAGAGAUGAAGGCCCCGAUGGAAGCCAACCUCAAGGCAGCCAAGCAGUGAGUAACCACACACACACGGGCAGGGCACACACCUGACCUGUCCACUCAUCCUACACUCACUCAUGGUGUGUGUGUGUUUGUGUGUGUGUGUGUGUGUGUGUGUGUGUGCAGGUGCAGCUAUGCGAUGGCGAUGAAUCGGUUCAUCAGCGUGGCCCACAAGCGCGCCUUCCUGCCCUACGUCCUGCUCACCGAGAUCGAAAUCACACAACACACCAGACAGCCGUACGCCACACACCACGUACCACAACCCUACGCUGCGCAGCGCAAUACGAUCCGACAUGCGACCCAUCCUGUCGGUCUGUCGCAUGGCAUGCACGUGUGCGCUGCGCUGUGUGCUGUGCAGUCCACCCCACCACCCGAUGCCAACGCAUUCGCCGCACCCCAUCCCCCGCCCCUCCCCGCCGCCAUUCCCCCCCGCUCCCGCUGGCGGGACUAGGCACAUAGACUCAGACGGACACAACACAUGACCCACUCAGUAGCACUCGUGUGCGUCAUCUGGUGAGGAUGGUGGGUUGAUGGAGUGACUGGGUGGGUGGGAUGGCUGAGUGAAUGAGUCAUUGUGUAGCUUUCGAGAGCGCACGUGCACGCUUGAUGCGUGCAGUGAGUGCCUUCGUGGUAGAGUCAGCUGACGUUGACCUUCCCGUGUGAGAUGGAUGGAUGGACGGACGGAUGAUACACACCACACCACACCCUUUCUUUGUGUGUGUUUUAAUGCGUAAUGACGGCCUG
Messenger RNA from Vitrella brassicaformis, 4774 nucleotides. Lineage: Eukaryota; Vitrellaceae. The record is from the annotation of a GenBank genome assembly.